AUGGAGGCGGUGCGCGCGCAAAUUGAGGAGCGCCUGGCGCCCGUGGUGCUGGUGGCAGGCACCCCGGCGGCCGAGGCGAUCCUGGCCGCGAACAACGGCCUCAGCAUUGUCGACUUCCUGCGCCCCCAGGCUCGCAUCGCUGGGAUGAACGUCCCCAUCCGUGUGGGGGAGUUCAGCUCCCGCGUGAACGAGCUGCAGCUGCGCCUGGUGCCGUACACUAGCGCCUACCAGCCCACCCCCGAGGUGAUCGAUGAGCACCUGAAGGGCGUCCUGACAGCAGCCGCCCAGCAGCACGCCAGCCUGCAGCCUGUGGCGGACGUCGACCGCGCCGCUCGCACGG
This is a messenger RNA of Monoraphidium neglectum, 340 nucleotides long. RefSeq lists its product as hypothetical. NCBI's taxonomy places the organism in Eukaryota, Viridiplantae, Chlorophyta, Chlorophyceae, Sphaeropleales, Selenastraceae. Gene Ontology annotation, cellular component: cytoplasmic vesicle; phagophore assembly site; TRAPPIII protein complex. Gene Ontology annotation, biological process: endoplasmic reticulum to Golgi vesicle-mediated transport; protein localization to phagophore assembly site. The transcript has 3 exons. The record is from RefSeq and is a predicted model, not a curated record. The annotation marks the transcript as partial.